CGCCCGCCCGGCCGGGGGUGAAGGGACGCCCCGGCGCUCCCCGGGGCAGGGAGACUGAGCCAUGGCAGCAGCCGGCGCGGCUCCCGCAGGAUCCCAGCUAGCCAUGGUCCCCAAGUAUUCCAUGAUGGGUCCUUUCAGAGGACACAUGAGUAUCAAAAGUAGCCCUUUUUCUCCUGGAUCUUCCUCCAAGCUGUCAACUCAGUACAUUAUUCAAGAUCACAUGGCUACUCAUUAUAGGAAAUUGCUGUCCUCCAAAGCUGCUGUUGAUUCAUCUGUACCAAAGAGUUUGCAUACUAGCAUUAAAUACAGGGAUCAGCAAAAAAAAGAAAGACUUAUCAAAGCAGUUGAAAAAUACAAGAAGGAACUUGUACGGAUAGUUUCUUCCCCCAAAUUUAACUGCAGGAGUGUUUCCAUGGGACAGCAAAAGUGGCCGGAUAAGAGUCGCCUGUAUUUGGCACCACGUGGGAAAGUCUGCUCCAUGACUCAGGAAGAACAGCACUCAUCUGUACCCUUUAAGAAGCCCCCCUCAAGAAUUCCAUCACCAGUUUUAACUGCGAGAGAGACUAUUCGAGACAUUGUUCAGCAAUCUUUGUCUCAGACUCCUGUUCACAGAUCUAAUAUGCUCAAACUAUCCACUACACCACAUAGCCAGGCUCACCUGUGUGCAGUGGUUUGCAGCAGGAAGCCAACAUUUCAAGACCCUCAGAAGAAAACAUAUAGUGGCGACCUCCUUGACAAACAUUCUGAUUGGUUCACAGAAAAAAACCAGCCUUUUGCCCCCCAAAUUUUAAAGACAUCACGUCAAUCGUUUCUUUCAAAGUACAGGUAUUAUAAUCCUCCCCACAAAAUGAAGAGUAUCUCACCCGGAAGACCAUCUCUUAGAUCAACUGGAACAUACAGUGUAAGGCCAAGAGAAUUAUGCAGCUCUGUAGAAGAUGCACAUCUGAGAUCUGAUGCAGAUUACUCCAUGCGGCAUCCAGUUAAGGUUAUUGUACCCAAUUUGGAACAUGAAUUGUGGUUUAUGAAGCCUCAAACACCUCAUUCUCUAAGAUCACAAUUUAAGGAGAAAGAAGAAGAGUUGAAAUACCUUCAGUUUCUUCAAGAAGUUACAAAUGAUAUUUUGAUAAGAAGUUGUUACUGCAAGGAGGCAAUAGAAGAUAUAUUUCAAAUGCACAUUAGAAGUAGAAGGCAUGACCUUGAUGAGGUAAAAAUGAGAAGACUAUUUCAAGACCUGAAGGAUGAGCUGAACUGCACUUAUCAACUGGACCCUUCCAUCAGCUACACUGGCAUACAGCAUAGUGAUACCAGCACCUUUAAAACAUGUUUGUAGCCUACUACUAUCAAGUCACAUUGAUUUUUUUUCCCAUUUCCAUACACUUCAGGAAACAAAGAUAGCAAUCUAGACUUAUAUUAGCAUGAAUUGUACUGUAAGCCUUGCACAAAAAGGAAAAAUCCAGCCAAUGCACUCUCUGCAACAGAAUAUAAAAUAGUUUAAUAUCACUGUUGUAAUAGUCAGGUUACUGUUUACAGAACAAUACUGGAGUGCCAAUGGCAGCAUUUGUAUGGAGAAUUUCAUAAAUCAAAAUGGAGUGCUAAAGACAAGUGUGCUUUCACUGAUUAUUUGUCAGCCCUGGCUCAGAAAGUUGCCUUAAUUUAUACAACCAUCUUACCAGGAAUUCACUUUAGGAAUUCUUCUUGUUUUAUGUGCCACACACCUGAUUAUAGAUAGAUCAGAAAUUAAGAACUGAGGGUAAAAUGUUCAAAAUCACCUAAACAACUCAGGAGAUCAUGUCCCAUUUGUUUCCAAAGACUGAAGCUCCUAAGCAAUUUGGAAGCCUUUGAAAAUUUUAUCAUACAAAAAAUUUAAGUUUAAAGGGAGUUAAGGUAGAGUGUCCAUACCACUAAAACACAUUACAGGAAUGCUUUAAAUUUUCCCAAAACUAAGCACCACAAAUCCAGGAAAUUCAGCAAUAAAGUUACAUUUAAAAAGUAGUACAAACAGGUUAAGAAAUGAAAAUACACAGUUAACAUAACCUUAACUCUUUCCUGUAGUGACACCAUGUAAUAACUGAAGGACAAUAAAUGUUUUAGUUUUUGUGACCCCAGUUCAGCUAAAACUGAUUUUUUUAAACGACCUUUUUCCAAACUCGUCUCCCUCGUGUCGUCACUACAAAGUCAAGAUGGGUUGGGAAAAAUUAUAAAACCCCUAUAAUCUUUUUUUACCCUUACAUUACUGAUAUAUACUCACAACCAUAACUUCAUCUUAAUGUACAUUUUUAUGAGCUUCGUUAAUUUUUAAUUACUGAAAAUUUCACACAUGAUCACCAAACAAGGAAUCAAAAGAAAAUGCUACUAUGAUAUUUCUAAUUAUUAGAAGAUAUGCCGUGUCAAUCUUUAAUCAUUUUAUUUUAAUUUUAACUGUUAAGGUCAGAUUUGCUGGUGUACCAGAACAGCCUAAAGCAGCCAGGAUGCAUUGGCCAUUUAAACUUAAUGCUAAUUGGCAUCGCUAGAACAACACAAAACCGAUAAAGUGAAUCCGUCUCUUAAUUUGCAAUUGACUUGUUGCUUUAGAGAGUGGUAUUAUUGAGAGUCAUGCUGUGUGAAAAGGGGAUGGGUAAAGCACAGUCUGUAAGUCUCAAUGUCUGUGAAAUUUAAAGACUCUGCCUAUCUGCCUCAGUUUCCCUGCAGGGGGUGCCUGGAUGCACAGUAGAGCUAAGGCAGCAGUGCCAUUGGGAGCCUUUCAGGCAUUGAUACCCAAGUUAGAGUGCCAGCAUGAAACCUUCAAAGAGCUGUGAAAUCGGGCCAACUAAUUACCAAUGAGCACUCAACUCAUGUCCAGUCUCCUUCAUCCACAGAGUCAUUACACCCCAUAGAACUAUUCCAUGAAGAUUAACUUUAGAAAAAGGGGGGUGGGAUUGGUGAGGUUCCAUCUGAUGUCACAGUGGUCCCAAUUAAAAGUUACCUGACCAGCUGAACUGACCCUGUGUGUAAUCUAUAUAACAAUUAGAUUAAAAAAUCAUUAACAUAGCUUAAUUGCAACCUAAUUUCUUGCAAUAUAGCGUACACAUAAGUUUUCAAUUAAUUUUAAUGAUAUAAAACAUUUGAAGAGUUUGUGAUAAGAUCAUUUGGGACAUAGAAAAGAGUGAUACAAAUGCUAAAUUUCUUAAGGGUCCCAGUUUUCAAUUAAUUUAACUAAUUUAUUUAUUUUCUUGUAAUUCUCAGAAAAUUAAUUCUGUGCUCAAAAGGAAAGUCCUGUAAGUUUGAGCAGGCAGGAUAAUGCUGUGUUUUCCAUACAUAAAAGACGUUGUUAUUUAAGACUCCUUAUUUAAGUCUAAAGCUCAACUUUUAUUAUGCUGUCAAUACUAGUACCUUCAUAAUAACUGAAAAAAUGAACCAUUAACACCAGUUUAGCUUAGAGCAAAAUUGUACUGUUUGUUUAGUUCAGGCCCGCACAACUCGUAAAGAGGUGAGGGCCACAUUACUCCAAAGAAAACAGCUGAGGGCUGAAAGCCCCCGGCCCCAUGAAAACACCCCCCGCCCGAGCACCUCCCGGCCCUGCGAAAACACCCCGCCACAGGGCCGUCCAGCCCUGCAGAAACAAACCCUCCUUCCCCAGCGCCACCCCACCAAAACAGCUGUGGGCCAAAAAGAAAGGUUGGGGGUGGGGAGGUGAUACUUGAUUUUAAAUCAGCCAGGGACUCCCAGCUGAGGAGGUGGCUGGGAGCCCUCAGGGGCAAAUUAAAGGGCCCGGGGCUCUGGUGGCUGGGGGAACCCAGUGCUUUCCGGGGCUCGGGCAGGGGUUUAAAGGGCUCAGAGUUCCUGCCGCAGAGGGGAGCCUGAGCCCUUUAAAUCACAGCC
Messenger RNA from Mauremys mutica (yellowpond turtle), 3858 nucleotides. Its product is annotated as spermatogenesis-associated protein 7-like. The transcript has 11 exons. Bases 62 to 1330 code for a protein of 422 amino acids. The record is from RefSeq and is a predicted model, not a curated record. Gene Ontology annotation, cellular component: rod photoreceptor outer segment; axoneme; photoreceptor distal connecting cilium. Gene Ontology annotation, biological process: microtubule cytoskeleton organization; photoreceptor cell maintenance; protein localization to photoreceptor outer segment. NCBI's taxonomy places the organism in Eukaryota, Metazoa, Chordata, Testudines, Geoemydidae.